AUGAUGAUUGUCCCCCCCGAAGACACACACUCCUCUCCCCCCUCGCCCACCCCCUCCGCCUUCACAUCCAUCUCCCGCUUCACAUCCCCACCUCUCUCGCUAUCGCCAUCUCUCUCUCCAUCGCCCGGGCCGCCUACCAAUAGCACCGCACACAUGGAACCACACGCGCACGCCCAUUCGUACCCGCAUCCGUAUCCGCCUAUGCAUAUGUACCAGCACGGGCACCACCACAAUUAUCCACACCCCCAACCGCAUAUGCAUAUGCACCACCACGGCCACGGCCACCACGGUCACCACAAUUGCCAACAUGGUCAACACCACGGCCAUCAGCACAAUUAUCCACAACCUCACCACCACCACGGUCAACACCACCACCACCACCACGAUCACGAUCACCACCACCGGGACGAGUCCCCGGACCGCAAAGACGGGGGCUCUGACGCUGGCGGAAGCGGCGACGCAGGCGCAGGUAAUGGAUCGCACAGUGACUCGAACUCGAGCUCGAGCAGGAACAGAAACUGGAGCUGGAGCUGCAACUGUGACACCCCCCACUCCGCGCACUCCAACGCGGGGCAGGCGCACGCGCCUCUUUACACUUAUAACAACAACCACGCUCACGCUCAUGCCCACAACCACGGCGCGCCUAUGUCACCUAUGGCGCCUAUGGCACCUAUGCAACCUAUGCAACCUAUGCACGUUCCAUUCUACGGUGCAUGA
Molecule: messenger RNA, 717 nt
Organism: Psilocybe cubensis
Lineage: Eukaryota; Fungi; Basidiomycota; Agaricomycetes; Agaricales; Agrocybaceae
Exons: 1
Coding region: 1-717 (238 amino acids)
Source: RefSeq, a predicted model, not a curated record